This is a messenger RNA of Lodderomyces jiufengensis, 894 nucleotides long. RefSeq lists its product as uncharacterized. The coding region runs from base 1 to 894 and encodes 297 amino acids. The record is from RefSeq and is a predicted model, not a curated record. The transcript has a single exon. Lineage: Eukaryota; Fungi; Ascomycota; Pichiomycetes; Serinales; Debaryomycetaceae.
AUGAGCAGCAAUGCUGUUCCUACAAAAUCAACUAACUCAAACAAUAACAAUUUAACAGUCCCCAAAUCACAACAUUCAUAUUCAACAUCAAUAGCGUCAAAUGUAUCACCACAAUUCUUUCUUAAUCAAAAUGCUCCAAACUCAUCAAAAUCAAAUUUACUAAAACCAACAUCAACUGCUUCUCAAUAUAGAUUAUCAAGAACAAAUACAAACACUACGAAUGAAGCAUACCUUAAUUACGAUAAUAAUAGUAUUCAAACUAUAGAUAAGAUUCCUAGUGUUAAACCAAGCGUUACUUAUAGUGAUAAAUUAUGGACUCAAAUAGAUGUAUUAGAUGACGUUAAGAAAUUAUCAGAAGAAGUGAAAACAAGAGGUUCAUUUUUCAAUAACAAGUUUAAUAAUGAAUUAUCAAAACUCAAACAAUCACAAAUUGAAUUACUAAGAACUAUGUCAAAUGCAAAAUUUAAUGAUAUGAAUAACACAAAUGAACUACAAAAACAACAAUUAUAUCAAUUAGGUAAUUCUAGAGCUCAUGCAUCAGGUCCAUUAACUCGAGCCACAACUAAUGCCUCAAUGGGUCAUCUCUCAGAAAAUUUACUAAAAGUCCAAGAAGAAGAAGAAGAAGAAGAAGAAGAAAAUGAAAAUGAAAAUGAUAACAAAAAAACUAACUCAAAUCAACAAACUGAUGAACAAACUCAAAAAUCAAAAAUUGAACAAGAAGUAAUCAAGAAUUUUUUUGAAUCAGAUGAUGUUACAUUUGAAAAUGAUAAUUCUUUAUAUACAAAGGAAACAUUUGAAGAAAUUAAAAAAUACGUCAAACAGAUAAAAACUGAUUUAAAGGGAUUAGGUAAUGCAAUAAAAGAAUUUGAUAAUUCUACAAGUAAAGGUUGGUAA